AUCCCUCGUCCAUUUACCCUUCGACUCCUGCUUCUCCUCAUUGCACUUUUCCUGUUUCCUCCCCCCGCCUUCUUCUGAGAACUUGAGGGGAAGAAAAAAAAAAGAAAAACAACCCCCCCUUCUACGAGUACGGUAUUAUUUUCUACGGCAGCCUCUUGCGGCACUGGUCCCUUCUCCGCUGUUGAUCCUCACUUCUCGUCACUUUACUCCAACUAGUUUUUUUUAUUUUUUUUAUUCGCUUCGCGGAGCGACUUCGCCUUCUUGCCUUUAGACAAUUUCAGCGCCCCGCACUUGUGGAGCGGCCCCCAGAUUUCCGGCAGCGGGAUUGUCAGCACCCGUCGCACCUCGCACAAACCAUUUGAGGGGAAGCUCUUGGGGAAAUAGGAAAGAAUUGAAGACUGAAACCGUCGGGAACCCACGGGCGACUGCCGACAAACCCUUCCCAUCGGAUACGGAAUCGUCGGUCUGGAAAAAUUUCCCUUCGGGUGUUGGAAUAACGAUGGCUGGACUCACAGCCCCAGGUCGCGAUGGUGAGUCCUUCGAUUUCCCGGUUCAGAGUAAUGUUGUUUUGUUGGUAUUACAUGUUCCGCUAUUUAUCGUUCGGGGGACGAGGAAAAAAAAAAAAAAACUGUGCGGCAUGUUGAAUAUGUUUUCUGUUUCAUUUGCUGCAUAAAUUAAUACCCACCGCUUGAGAGGGUGUCUGAGGGGAUCUCUCGUAUCGUGCAUCUUUCAUGUCGAUGCUGGGUGGCAUGCCUACUGGUGCCUCGCCUGAUUCGGAACACCGCUGAUGCUUCUGGGCGUAGGUGAGGGGUCAGAUAUGUUGGAGGGCCUUGCCCGGCCUCGGUCAACUCCACCGAUAAAAUCACAGAGCCUGCACCUGAGCACGAAUAGUGGUGGAAAUUCUUAUAAACCGAAAAUCAGGUUCUCUGUUGAUUCGUCUAUGGACCCCCAGCAACACCGUGGCGGGGAACAAAUGACACAGUGAGUGCUUGCAGAAUUGUUUUCACCUCCGGAGACUAAAACCCGCUGUGCCUUAGGAGUCCAGUCGCAAUAGGUGAAGGCGACCAUCUCUACACUUCAGGCCUACGACGGAUAAGGCAGCAGACUCCCCUGGCCGGCACACAGUCAUUUGUGAUACCACACUCGAUGUCGGUUCCUGGUACUAGAGUCAACUCUCUUUCCAUCCCGCCGACCUCGCCAACGCUGGGGUUCUGUGAGGAUUUGGCCAGGUUCCCUACAGAGUCUUUACAUUCCUUUUCCUUUGCGCACCAGUCGGAGGAUUUGAUCCACAGCCGGCAAAACAUUCUUAAGAGGAGUAUAGAGUUUAUGAGGGAUAAGUUGGGAUGGGGCUCACAGUCACCGAUGAUUACAUCAGCUCAGGCCAAGGUUGAGGGAGAUGAAGAUGUUGCAAAGGUGAUGGAGUUGCUUAGGAGAGCCAACUUGGUGUCUGAGGAGAAGACCCCCUUGAUGAACGGGCCGGUGACGGGCCCGGCCGGUUUCGAAGGGAAUCCAUUUGAAAAGAGCUUUGCUCCGGAGACACCAGUUUCACCCCGAACACAGGCCGCCAGCCCUCCCCCACCGCUGCAGAGCCCGGAUCGGGCUGGUUCGUUCAAUGAAGAAACCCGCUCUGAAAGUACAUCUCGCUCUACGACUAACGAUUCUACCUCAACAACCCAUUCGUCACCCCCACCCACCCGGAGGGCGAGCCUCAAGCGUACCUACACAGACACUACUCCCCUGACAGUCCAGACCAAACUCUAUGAAGCCCUCGCUCAGCCAUACCUGGUCAGCGAUAUGCCACAAUCCGCUACUGGAAUGGGCCCCAGACCGAUCAUGAGCAAGUCUUCCGUUCAUGGGCAUACAAGCCGAUAUACCCUUGCCUCUCAGGCAGUAUUUACUACGGAGGCGCACCACCCGUGGACAAUACUUGCUGCUAACGAUCUGGCUUGCCUUGUUUUCGGAGUGACGAAGGCCGAAGUGCGCAAAAUUGGUAUUCUCGAGGUUGUCAAAGAAGAGCGUAGGGAGUGGCUGGCAAACAAAUUGAACUCGGGUGAAAACUCGACCUCCUCAUUUCCGUACCCCCACAGCCACCAUGGCUCACCUAAUGUUACAUCGGCUAUGUUGCAAAACGGUCUCUAUGGGAACGGCAAUAGGCGGGUCAAGUCUGAUGCAUAUUAUACGGGAUCACCAAUGAGAAACGGCGAUUACAGUGCCGGUGUCGCACAGCCAUCGAUGCAUCAUAAUCAGAACAAAUCGAGAGGGGUCAUACUUUGCGGGGAUGUUGUCCCGAUCCAGAAGCGAAAUGGGAACACCGGUGCUGCGAGUCUCUGGGUGAAGGAGAAGCGAGGGGGCCUGAUUUGGGUGGUGGAAGAAAUUAGCGAGGAUGUGGCCUUCCUAUACACCUCUGACGAUCCAGAUUCGGCUGGAAAGGUGGUGGGUUUUAGCGGAAGCAUGACAAAGAUUUUUGGAGAGGACAGCAUUCCUGAGGGAGGUGUCGACGUUUCAGACUUCAUUCCCACGAUUCCGCGGAACGAGGAUGGUACAAUCGACUUGGAGCAAACAACAGGUAUUCACCAAUUCACUGCAAUGAACAGUAUCGGGAUGCGGAUUCCAUGCGGUGUCGAGCCAAUUCCUGGCGAGCGAGCGUUGAGAGUGUCGUCCUUCCCACAUAUUGCCGGCAUUAUUGUUUUGUCAGCGUCAACGCUCCGGAUUACCAGCUCGAAUGCUGUUUUCUCGGCUGCGCUUUUUGGGCAUCUGAAUCCAGUAGGCUUGCCCAUUACCGAGAUUAUCCCGCAGUUCGAUAGAAUCCUCAAGUUCAUUACCGAUGAAGACAAAAUCGAUCUCGUCGACGGCAUUGUCGUUCCAGAGCAUUCAUUCCGGAAGGCAAAGGCCGUGCUUGCGCUGAGGGAUGGAAAGGGAGAUGCCGUUUCUAUAUUUGUGAAGUCGGGUGGAUUGAGUGCCAGACAUAGAGAUGGGGCCGAACUGAGAGUUGACGUACAGAUGAGAGUAGUCAUGUCAGAAACAAAGGACGAGGAGGCUGUAAUCAUUGACGAUCCAGACGAGGUGGGUGCGGGAGGGGGUGAAGUUGUCUACGCUCUUUGGAUCACAUAUUCAAGACACAUGCAUGCCUCCUCCUUAACCUCAGAUCCUUCCAAUAGCAUUCUUCGAAGGCCAAUCACUCCACCUAAACGCCCUAGCCCCGGCCAACCAAGCACUCCAAUUGUAUCGGAUGCCCAGAGGGGCGAGAAUUCUACGCUUUUGACAAGGCAAUUGGAGGCCAUCCAUCAGUCACCAACGCCGCCGAGUUCUGAAGAUGAGUCCACGGAACCAAACGGCCUUGUAUCAACGCCCGGCCCCCAAGGUGUGUCUAAGCGGAAAAAGAAUAUCCAAGAUUUCGUGAUCCUGGAGGAGAUGGGCCAAGGAGCGUAUGGCCAGGUUAAACUUGCAAGAUACAAGCGAAACCAGGCGAAACGGGUAGUUCUCAAGUACGUUACCAAACGCCGGAUUCUAGUCGAUACCUGGACACGCGAUCGCCGCCUCGGAACAGUCCCCUUGGAGAUCCAUGUUCUUGACUACUUACGGCGCGACGGUCUGAAGCAUCCCAACAUCGUUGAAAUGACCGACUUCUUCGAGGAUGAUAUCAAUUACUAUAUUGAGAUGGUACCGCACGGACUUCCUGGUAUGGAUCUUUUCGACUACAUCGAGCUCAAGGUGAACAUGGAUGAGGAUGAGUGUAGGAGCAUAUUUGUUCAGGUCGCUCGUGCGCUUCAUCACCUCCACACGAAAGCUGGGGUGGUGCACCGGGAUAUCAAGGACGAGAACGUGGUACUUGACGGUGAGGGUAAUAUUAAAGUUAUCGAUUUCGGGAGCGCAGCAUAUAUUAGGAAUGGGCCAUUUGACGUCUUUGUGGGAACAAUAGGUACGUGGUGCUACGUUUUGAUGAAUUUGGAACCUGCCCCUAAUUCAAGGAAUAGAUUACGCGGCACCAGAGGUUUUAGCUGGUAAAUCGUAUAAGGGCAAGGAACAAGACGUUUGGGCACUUGGCGUAUUAUUGUACACCAUUUGCUACAAGGAGAACCCAUUCUACAACGUAAGAUGGACCAUUGGGCGGCACAGGGAGCCAAGAGUGUGCAUACUAACAUGGGUCGUGGGUCACUUAGAUUGACGAAAUAAUGGACCGCGAGCUGCGAAUACCAUUUAUCCUCUCCGAAGUGUCAUUGGAGUUAAUACGAUUAAUGCUCGACAGGGACGUGGAGCGGCGCCCUACAAUCGAGCAGGUCCUUGCCCACCCCUGGUUCGACGGCCUACCAGACCCCGAGGAGGCAUUGCUUGCAGAAUCGGCGGUGCAGGCCAGUUUCCCUCGCCACGCCAACUAGUGUGUUGGCCGGCCUGGGUAAGGGGGCAUGUACAACGUGAAUCACAUUUCAUAGUUUUUUUUUUGUCUUCGUUUAGAGAUUGCUUAUUGGGUGAUAGAAGUGAGAGAGAUGUCCGAGUACCCAAAAAGAUUGCGAUCCAUCGAUUAGAGGCAGUCGCAUCCACUCUGUUUUUGUGGCACGAAAAAGAGAGAAAAGACAGAUGGGACAUGGGUAUUGAUUGCCUUCUGACUGUUUUUCCUCUCUCCUGCACAUCUCCUUUUGGCAACGGCAAAAGCGUUAGGUUUACUCUUUGUCUUCAUACUCAUUAUUAUGGCUUGUUUUUACUACUCUCUUUCUUUUCCCCUUCUUUUUAUCAUACUUCCGAACUGGGCUUUCCUUGUAGAAGCUGAGCUUUUUUUAUUAUUUUUUACAUGUCAUGGGGUUCUGUUAUCCUUUUCACUUCUUCGUUCCCUUGAUUUAAAAAAUCGUGGUGCGCGUUUUUUAUUACCGUUCCCUUUUCUGCCUCCUUAGCUUAGUUUCAUCUCAAUGGGAUCCGGAGUUGCUGUUUUGAAGUUAUAAACGGCAUGGGAAAUUCGCGUGGGCUGAAGAUAUAUGAUAAUGUCAUGGUGGGAGUAUUAUUUUUGUUGCGCAUACUCUCGAUUAUUGGGUUGUGAAUGUUUGCUUCUACACGAAUUAUUGGGCGUUUGUAGUUGUUGGGAGCGCGCGGGGGCAGGAGUGGAUUGUUUUUUUUUGAUUUUCAUUGUUGUAUUGUAAAUGGGUUUGUGAUAAGGAAUAAAUGUUUGGUAUCAUACGUGUACGAGGCUGGCGCAAUUUUUGGUAAUUUUGUAUGGGAAAUGGCAAGGCUUGGCGCUAUUUUCAGCUUCAACCCCAGAAUAUUGCAUCCCAAAGUAGCUAAAAAUUCUUUAAUAAUCUGCGAGCACUCGGGGAGAUAUCCGAAAGAACCUUGAACCAUAUCAUUAAUUUUUCAUUUUUUUUUUUUCACAACUCCAGAAUGUAUCAUA
Molecule: messenger RNA, 5377 nt
Organism: Tuber aestivum (summer truffle)
Lineage: Eukaryota; Fungi; Ascomycota; Pezizomycetes; Pezizales; Tuberaceae
Source: the annotation of a GenBank genome assembly